This is a messenger RNA of Solea solea (common sole), 11813 nucleotides long. It is a transcript of the gene fryb, whose product is annotated as furry homolog b (Drosophila). Lineage: Eukaryota; Metazoa; Chordata; Actinopteri; Pleuronectiformes; Soleidae. Gene Ontology annotation, biological process: cell morphogenesis; neuron projection development. Gene Ontology annotation, cellular component: site of polarized growth; cell cortex. The record is from RefSeq and is a predicted model, not a curated record.
CAACAUCCGCAUCACUGGCUGCCUACCAGCAUCCUCUUCUCGUUCUCUCCCAGUCUUUCUCUCCUGGAGGGGACUCCUCUUUCUCUUGCUUGCUCUGUCUGCAACGCCUCAUCCUGCCAUCCUGUUCCCCCUCUGCUGUCUGUCACCGUGGCGACAUAGCCUCUGCAGCCAUGGCGACUAGCCAGCAGGAUUCAGGCUUCUUUGACAUCAGCCUCAAGUCUCUGCUUAAGUCCUUAGGAGGGACCUCUCCUGUGAACCUGAAGCCACCACUCCCGCCAGCCAGUGGAACCUUGGGAGAGAGGAAGGGUCCUGUCGUCAUGGCGCCCGUCAAUGUGGACCCUGAGAGUAAGCCGGGCGAGUUCGUCCUGAAGAGCCUGUUCGCCAACUUCACCUUGCUCUCCGAACGCAAAAUUCGCAUCAUCAUGGCCGAACCGCUGGAGAAGCCACUGAACAAGUCUCUACAGAGAGGAGAAGACCCACAGUUUGACCAGCUGAUCAGCUCCAUGAGCUCUCUGGCAGAGUACUGCCUUCCAUCCAUCCUGAGAACCCUCUUCGACUGGUACAAGAGGCAAAAUGGCCUGGAGGACGAGUCCCACGAGUAUCGACCCAGGGCCAACACCAAGUCAAAGAAUGAUGAGCAACAGAAGGACUAUUUAUUGGAGAGGAGAGAUUUGGCCAUCGACUUCAUGUUUUCUCUUGUGCUAAUCGAGGUUUUAAAGCAGAUUCCCCUCCAUCCUCUUUUGGAUGGACUCAUUCAGGAAGUUAUAAACCUGGCCUUCAAGCACUUCAAGUACAAGGAAGGGUAUCUGGGACCCAACACGGGCAACAUGCACAUCGUGGCUGACCUCUACGCUGAAGUAUUAGGAGUUGUUGCUCAGUCCAGAUUCCCUGCAGUGAGGAAGAAGUUCAUCUCUGAGCUGAAGGAGCUGAAACAGAAGGAGCAGAGCCCGUACGUUAUCCAGUCCACCAUCAGCCUCAUCAUGGGACUCAAGUUCUUCCGCAUCAAAAUGUACCCGGUGGAAGAUUUUGAAGCCUCCUUCCAGUUCAUGCAGGAGUGUGCACAGUAUUUCCUGGAAGUGAAGGACAAAGACAUUAAACACUCAUUAGCUGGACUCUUUGUGGAGAUACUUGUACCUGUAGCUGCUACUGUGAAGAACGAGGUGAACGUGCCUUGUCUGCGGAAUUUCGUGGAGAGUCUGUACGACACCACGCUGGACCUGUCGUCGAGGAAGAAACACUCUCUAGCUCUUUAUCCUCUGGUGACCUGCCUGCUGUGUGUCAGUCAGAAGCAGUUCUUCCUCGGCCGCUGGCACAUUUUCCUCAACAACUGCCUCUCGAACCUCAAGAAUAAAGAUCCCAAGAUGGCACGCGUGGCUCUAGAAUCCCUCUACCGCUUACUGUGGGUUUACAUGAUCCGAAUAAAGUGCGAGAGCAACACUGGAACACAGAGCCGCCUGACGUCCAUCACCUCCACUCUGUUCCCCAAAGGGAGUCGAAGCGUUGUGCCCAGAGACAUGCCGCUUAACAUUUUUGUCAAGAUCAUCCAGUUUAUUGCUCAGGAGAGACUGGAUUUUGCCAUGAAGGAGAUCAUAUUUGACCUGCUGAGUGUUGGGAAACCUGCCAAAGCCUUCAGUCUCAAUCCAGAGCGUAUGAACAUAGGACUGCGGGCAUUUCUGGUGAUAGCAGAUGCUCUGCAACAGAAGGAUGGAGAGCCUCCAAUGCCCAACACAGGGGCCACGCUGCCCUCUGGAAACUCCCUAAAGAAGAAGAAAACGUAUCUCAGCAAGACUCUCACUGAAGAGGAAGCCAAACUAAUAGGCAUGUCUUUGUACUACUCGCAGGUGCGAAAGGCUCUGGACAGCAUCCUCCGACAUUUGGACAAAGAGGUGGGACGUUGCAUGAUGCUCACCAGUGCCCAGAUGCUCAACAAGGAACCAGAGGACAUGAUCACGGGUGAAAGGAAGCCUAAAAUCGACCUGUUUAGGACCUGUGUUGCUGCUAUUCCUCGCAUCCUUCCCGAUGGCAUGUCCAAACCUGAGCUCAUUGACCUGCUGUCACGGCUCACUGUGCACAUGGACGAUGAGCUCCGUCUCAUUUCCCAGAACUCUCUGCAAAGUUUGUUGCUGGAUUUCUCAGACUGGAGGGAAGAUGUCCUGUUUGGUUACACACAUUUCCUUCUGCGUGAGGUCCAAGACACUCACCAGGGUCUGCAGGACGCAUCUGUGAAGCUCCUGCUGCAGCUGCUCACACAGUGGAGGUUAGCUCUGCAGCUCCAGGGGAAGACGCGAGGUGGAGUUGAGGCCAGCCCCAGACUGCCAGAUCGAAGCCCUCAUUGCUCAGUGCUGCACGCAGUUGAAGGCCUGGCUCUGCUGCUUCUCUGCUCAUGUCAGAUCAGCACAAGGAAGCUGGCAGUCGGUGUGUUAAGAGAGAUACGUUGCCUGUUCACAGCUCUGGGACAUGCCGAGGAUGAUGACAAACCCAUGAUAGAGGUCAUGGACCAGCUGAGUCCAGCUGUAAUGGACAGCUUUGUUCACGUCGCUGUCUCGGACUCGUCCACCCUGCCGCUCAGCCACCACGUUGACCUCCAGUGGCUGGUGGAGUGGACGGCUAGACUGGUGAGCAGCUCCUAUGACGUGAAGAGUCCGAGCCACGUCUGGAUCUUUGCCCAGUGCUUGAAGGACCCGUGGGUGCUCUGUCUGCACAUCUUUUUGCGGCAGGAGCAUCUACCAAAGCACUGCCCCACCGCUCUGGGAUACGCCUGGCCCUACGCUUUCACACGUCUACAGCUGCUGCUGCCUCUGAUUGACCCCAACAGUCCAGUGAAUGCUAAGAAGACAAGCACAGCAGGCUCCAGCGACAGCUACAUCUCGCUGUGGCGCAACUACUUGAUCAUGUGUCUCGGCGUGGCUAAGCCAAGCAUCAUGUCCCCGGGUCACCUCAGAGCUUCCACACCAGAGAUCGCAGCCACCACACCUGACGGCAGCAUUACUUACGACAACAAGGUGAUUGGUACUCCUUCAGUAGCCUGGCUGUUAAAGCAGCUUGUUCCGUUGAUGCGAGCCGAGAGUCUGGAGAUCACAGAGUCUCUGGUGCUGGGGUUCGGUUGCACGAAUGCUCUGGUGUUCAGGGAGCUAGUUGAAGAACUCCAUCCGCUGAUGAAGGAAGCACUGGAACGGAGGCCUGAGAAUAAGAAGCGCAGAGAAAGGAGGGAUCUUCUCAGGCUGCAGCUGCUCAGGAUCUUUGAGCUGCUCGCUAAUGCAUCAGUAAUCAGUGACAGCACCAACGGAGCACUGGAGCGUGAUUCCCUGGCACUGGGAGCCUUGUUCCUCGAGUAUGUGGAUCUAACGCGGAUGCUCCUGGAGGCCGAGAGCGAAAAAGAGCUGGACGUGCUCAAAGACAUUAGAGCCCAUUUCAGCGGGAUGGUGGCCAAUCUCAUCCAAUGUGUUCCUGUCCACCACAGGCGCUUCCUCUUCCCUCAACAGUCUCUGAGGCACCAUCUCUUCAUCCUCUUCAGCCAGUGGGCCGGACCCUUCAGUGUCAUGUUCACCCCCCUCGACCGUUACAGUGACCGCAACCAUCAGAUCACCCGCUAUCAGUAUUGCGCUCUCAAGGCGAUGUCAGCGGUUUUGUGUUGCGGUCCAGUGUUUGACAAUGUGGGUCUCUCGACUGACGGUUAUCUCUACAAGUGGCUCGACAACAUCUUGGCCUGCCACGACCUGCGGGUGCACCAUCUUGGGUGUGAGGUGGUUAUUCUGCUGUUAGAACUGAACCCUGACCAAAUCAAUCUGUUCAACUGGGCCGUGGAUCGCUGCUUCACGGGGUCUUACCAGCUGGCGUCUGGCUGCUUCAAGGCCAUCGCCACUGUGUGUGGUAACAGGAAUUACCCAUGCGACCUUGUGACCUUGCUCAAUCUGGUUCUGUUCAAAGCCUCGGACACCAGCAGGGAAAUAUACGAGAUAUCCAUGCAGCUGAUGCAGGUGCUCGAGUCUAAGCUGUGUGCGUACUCUAAGCGCAUGGUGGAGCAGAAGCCUGGUAAUAUUUUAUACGGAACACAUGGCCCACUGCCUCCCCUUUACAGUGUAAACCUGUCGCAGCUCUCAAUCCAGCUGGCCAGCAUGUACCCGGAGCUCACUCUGCCUCUGUUCUCAGAGGUGAGUCAGCGAUUUUCCACCACCCACUCCAAUGGCAGACAGAUCAUGCUGUCCUACUUGCUACCUUGGCUCAGUAACAUUGAGCUGGUGGACAAUGGGCUCCUACCGCCUGCCUCGAGCCCCUGCACCCCAGAGGAAGAGCCUCGGGGUCAGGCACGGGGCAUGGGUCUGUCCCCGAGUCUGAGAGGAAAUGGCUGGGGCUCCCUGCAGGCGACCUCGUUGGUGCUCAACAACCUCAUGUUCAUGACAGCUAAGUAUGGAGACGAGGUUCCUGGCCCAGAGAUUGAGAACGCCUGGAACACACUGGUGUCUAAUGAGAGGUGGAGCAACAACCUACGGAUCACGCUGCAGUUCCUCAUCAGCCUGUGUGGAGUCAGCAGUGAUACCACACUGUUGCCUUAUAUCAAGAAGGUGGUGGUCUACUUGUGUCGCAACAACACCAUCCAGACAAUGGAGGAGCUCCUGUUUGAGCUCCAGCAGACCGACCCAGUUAAUCCAGUGGUCUUGCACUGUGACAACCCUCCCUUCUACCGCUUUGCAGCCAGCAACAAAGCCUCCACAUCGCAAACAGGCACCACCUCCAGCAGUAACACAGUAGUGGCUGGUCAGGACAACCUGCCAGACACAGACGAAAACAAGCUGGUCCGAGAGGAAGAGCGCAGGGCCAGGGCUCACAACAGAGUAGAGUCUCGCUACAGCAACAGCUCUGGAGGCUCCUACGAAGAUGAAAAGACUGACCCACUCCCACCAUAUGCCGGAUGGCUGCUGAGUGUUCUGGAGACCAACCACCCCCAGCCGCUGCCCAUGCCCGUGAACGGAGGCUGCUGGGCUCCUCUGGUCGACUACCUCCCAGAAACCAUCACACCCAGAGGUCCACUGCAUAGGUGUAACAUCGCUGUGAUAUUUAUGACUGAAAUGGUGGUGGACCACAGCGUAAGAGAGGACUGGGCUUUACAUCUGCCCCUGCUACUACAUGCCCUCUUCUUGGGUCUGGACCACUACAGACCAGAGGUUUACGAACACAGCAAACGCCUCCUUCUCCACCUCCUCAUAGCCCUUUCCUGUAACAACAAUUUCCAGGUUAUAGCGUCCGUUCUGAUGCUGACGAGAGAGAUUAGCGACAACAAGACGCUCACCAUUAAAUCCAGCUACCACACAGAGUACCAGCAGUCACAUGCGCCUGACUUUCUCAGAGAGUGGCAGACGUCUCCGGUGGUCGACUCCGGGCUGAGCUCCACCUCCAACUCGUCCUCUGCCAGUCUGGGUGGCUGUAGCACUGCAGGCAGUGUUGGCAACUUGCCCCUGGUGACACCGGAUGACCUGGAGGAUCUUGAAGAUGCGCCCAAUGAGACGGACGAGAAGACAAACAAACUCAUCGAGUUCCUUUCAACAAGAGCUUUUGGGCCACUGUGGGCGCACGAGGACAUCACACCAAAGAACCCGAACUCCAAGAGUGCCGAGCAGCUCUCCAACUUCUUACGCCACGUCAUCUCUGUCUUCAGAGAGUCCAAGUCUGACUUCCACCUGGAGCAGGAGCUGAGUGACGUGGCUUUACAGACAGCCCUGUGCAGCUCCUCACGCCACUACGCUGGCCGCUCCUUCCAGAUCUUCAGAGCCCUCAAACAGCCCAUCAACAACCACGCUGUCUCUGAUCUGGUCUCACGACUGGUGGAGGUGGUCGGGGAACAUGGCGAUGAGGUGCAGGGCUAUGUGAUGGAGGUGCUCCUGACACUGGAAUCAGUGGUGGUGAAUUUAUCAGAAUGUCUGAAAAACAGUGACCUCAUGGCAGCUCUGACCAGGACUUCCUCACCAGACUUUGUGACAAGUGACAAACUGAUGAACAGAAAGAGCACGGGUCAGCUGAACUUCCCUGGCCCGGGAUUUGUCGGGCUGUCAUCACAACGCCAUCAACGCUCCUACUCGGUCCCUAAGAAGUUUGGCGAGUGCGCCAGCCAGAUGAGCGAUCCUCCACGCAGUGCAACUCUGGACAGAAUACAGGCCUGUAACAGUCACGGCCUCAGUCGAUCGGGGAGAAUCGGCGGCUCCUGCACGUCGUCCACCAAUCGCAUUGAUCCCAGCGUUCUGUCGGAUCCUGCCCAUGUUUCCCACCCGUCAUCGAUCCUUGCCACAGUCUUUUGGGUGGCAGUGUCACUCAUGGAGUCCGACUUUGAGUUUGAAUAUCAGAUGUCACUUCGUCUGGUUCACAAGCUGCUUUCAAAGGUGCCCAUAGAAAGACAAGAGAACCGUGAGCGCCUAGAGAAGCUGCAGGCUCAGCUGAGGUGGAGCGGCUUCUCCGGGAUUCAGCAGCUUUUGUUGAAGGGUUUCACAUCCCAGGCCACCCUGGACCUAACCUUACAGCUCUUCUGUCAGAUCACACCCGUCUCCCGUGUGCCUGUCGUCGACAGCUCACAGUCUAUAGGUUUCCCUCUGAACGUGCUGUGUCUGCUGCCUCACCUGGUGCAACACUUUGGCCAUCCAAAUCAGUUUUGUAAGGAAAGUGCUGAGAGGAUCGCACAGGUGUGUUUGGUGGAGAAGAACACAAAGCUUUCUCACUUGGCUCACGUGAUGACUCUCUAUAAGACGCGUUCCUAUACGCGGGACCCUUUUUCUUGGGUCAGUGUGGUCUGUCGCUACCUCCAUGAGGCUUUCUCUGACAUCACUUUGAGCAUGGUCACCUAUAUGGCUGAGCUCCUGGAUAAAGGCCUUCCCAGUAUGCAGCAGUCUCUCCUCCAGAUCAUCUACUGCCUGCUCAGUCACAUGGAUCUGACCGCUGUACAAGUCAAACAGUUCAAUGCUGACGUCAUGAAAACUAUUGAGAAGUUUGUCCAGACAAUACACUGGAAGGACGCUUUGAAUAUUUUAAAGCUGGUGGUGUCACGUUCUGCCAGCCUAGUUCAUCCGGUGUAUGGCCACUCACAAGGUGACCUGUCCAACCUGGAGGUCAGCAGGGUGUGGGACGGCUCAGCCAAGGCUCUGCCGGGGAAAACGCUGGACUUUACUUUUGACAUCUCUGAGACUCCAGUGAUUGGGCGACGGUUCGAUGAGCUCCAGGGUUCAGGGGGCAGGGAGGGAAAGGCCAGAGCCAUGGCUGUGACUCGAAGUACUUCCUCCACUUCCUCCGGAUCCAACUCCAACACCAUCUUAGUGCCCGUCAGCUGGAAGCGACCACAGUCGUCGCAGAAAAGAACCAGGGAGAAGCUGGUAAAUGUUUUGUCUCUUUGCGGACAAGAAGUCGGACUCACUAAGAACCCAUCUGUGAUCUUCUCGUCAUGUGGCGACCUGGAUAUGAUGGAGGUGCGGGAGAGUGGCGUGUCCUCAGAGGAGGGUGGAACCAGGGACGACACGCUCGAAGACACCGCCAGUGAGCAGCAGUUUAGGGUUUUCAGAGACUUUGACUUCCUGGACGUGGAGCUGGAGGAUGGAGAGGAGCUCCAGGGCGAGACCAUUGAUAACUUUAACUGGGGCGUGCGUCGGCGAUCUCUGGACAGCACAGAGUUGGGUGACCUGUUAGAGGAGAGCCAGCACUCGGGCAGCACCCCCAGCCUGGGUCACGAAGACCCUCACGAUUCAGACGAGUCGUCGGAGGAGGAAGAGUCUUCAACGAGCCAGAGCCUCUCUCACUCUCAGCUCACGAACCCUUCUCCAUCAGAGGAGACAAUUCACACCGAUUCCUUAUCCACUUCAUACGACACAUCUGCCGACCUGCUCUCCCUGAGUGCCAUCACACUAGGCCACGCGGCCCUCCAGGAUGACCACAUUGGCCUACAUGGGAGAAUAUGUGGCGAGGACGAGGACACUCAGGUCCAGGAUGAUGAGCUCUCACUGAGCGCCAAUGAGGUUCCUCAAGGCUCAGACUGCGGCGAGAGCUUCACCCUGGAGCUGCCGGGGCAGCAGCUGCAAGACCAGCUGCCCAACCUGGACCACAGGAUCAAUCCAGAUUACUGCCAACCACCGCUGGACUUUCUAGACCCCAACUGUCUGCCCAGCUUACGUGAUGAUGUAGAUGACUUGGAAGACCUUGGUUUUCCUCCUCCCCCCUCUCCAUUUUUCUCCGCCAUCUUGGCAGCCUUCCAACCCACAGUGUGUGACGACGCCGAGGAGGCGUGGCGCUGUCACAUCAACCAACUUGUGACCGACUCGGACGGGUCCUGCGCCGUCUACACUUUUCAAGUCUUCUCGUCUCUCUUUAAGAACAUCCAGGGUAAAUUUUGCACCCUGACGACUGAUGUUGCCACUUACCUUGGAGAGGGCCUGAGGGGCAUAGGAUCCAAGUUCCUCAGGUCCUCACAGAUGCUCACGACAUGCUCAGACUGCCCCACAAUCUACAUUGAUGCUGACACGAUCAUGUCCUAUGGUCUCCUUGAGAAGAUGAAGUUCAGUGCACUGGAGCUGCAGGAAUACCUGGAUACCUACAGCACCAAAGAGGAAGCUGCUGUAGUUUGGUUGAGGAACUGUAAGGACACGUUUCCCAGGUGUCCCGGGGACAGCGUGGUCACCUGGCCUGGAGACUCAGAGGAGAAGCAACUGGAGCUUUGUCAGAGGCUCUACAAGCUGCACUUCCAGCUUCUCCUACUCUUCCAGUCCUACUGCUCGCUCAUUGGCCAAGUCCAUGCCAUCAGCUCUGUGCCUGAGCUGCUGAACAUGUCUCGGGAGCUCACUGAUCUGAAGACCAGCCUGCAGGCGGCGGAGGCAGCUGUGGCCAGUGACCUGGAGCACAAACUCCUGGCCCACACUCACGCACACGCCACCCAGGUCGCAGCCAUGGUGGUGCCCAGCUUCUCGAACUCCGAGGCAGCCGUGCAGGCCAUACUGGAGUGCCUUAAGAACCACGAGUUCACCAAAGCUGUGCGCUACAUCCAGGAGUGCAGGAGGCAGUGGCCCACUGGAGUGUUUGGUGGCAGCUCAGAGACCGAGGUCCAGACCCUGCUCAACAUCUAUUUCCGACACCAGACGCUGGGUCAGACGGGCACCAUUGCCCUGGUCGGUUCCCGCCAGGACCUCAGCCUGAUUUGCUCCAAGCUGUUGGAGCUCAACGGGGAGAUCCGCGACAUGAUCCGCCGCGCUCAGGGUUACCGGGUCGUCACAACCUACCUCCCCGACUCCAGCGUCUCAGGGACAAGUCUCUGACAGGACUUCAGGAGCUCCCCGCCCCCUCCUUCCCCACCCUUACUUCACCCAUCACUGACCCUUUCAAAACCACCUCCACAUCCCAUGGUCCCCUCUCUGGCAGAGGAGCCUCAGCACCCACAUACCUGGCCAUUGCCUCCUCCUGUGUGUCUGCUGCCGCGGUUGCACACCUCCAGGCAGACACCUGCCUACCGCUCUGCCCAACACUAGAACCAGAACCACAUUUCGACCACGAGGCAGACCUCUCUCUGCUCUCCUCGUCCUCCACUGCAGACUCAGAUGCCUCUUGGCUCGAUUUUCCCAAACCCCCAGAUCUGUUCGCAGCGCAUAGCUGCUCAACUACUCCGGGCCAACCAGAUUAUAGGAAUAAUUUAAUAACUAAUCCUCAUGAGAAUACUGAUAUUCACUGUCCCCAUAGAGGACGUUCAUCACACAGUUCCUCGCUGUCACGUUUACACGGCAACAAACCGUUCAUAUCAUGUCUGCCAUCUGACACACUGAUGACCGUAUCAUCAGAGCCGACCUUACUCACACAUCACGACACAAACACAUCACCCGUGCCUCCUCCGGGCUUCCAUCUCCCACAUUUCCCCCAAUCUCCGUACAAGCACUCAAUCCCAUCACGUGUUACAGCCUCAGGCCGUAACACAGUCCUAACCCAAGGCCCUGCCCCGUCACCACGUCCUCCUCCCCCUCCUCCUCCUCCUCCUCCUCCCUGUCCCACCGAUCCAGGAGCGGCCACAGCAUGGGGUUGCUGCUGCUCCCUUGGUGGAGCUGCUACGCCCUUGACUCGCUACCUGGGAAAGGUGGGGCAUGCCGCUCUCCCGCUAUUAAAAGUCGGGGGGCUCCUGAAAGCUGAACCGUCAGACGUCCAGACGUGAGAUGUCUCACCAUUGACAGAGGAACUUAAGAGCUUAAGAACCAAACACGAAAAAAAGGUCACUUAUUUGUGAACAACUGUGAGAUCUAUGUAUGUGAAAAGAAGAAGGCAAUAUGACAGAGGGAUCUGAAAAAUGGUGAAUCACGGCCCGAGUGUAAUGGGAUGAAUCACCGAAAACCACUGGAUACAACAAAUCACUGUAUGCUGACAAAGACGACCUGAUGUGACACUAUCACGAGCAUGAGCUUCGCUUCACAGCACCAUGUAAAAAAUUGAUGUUGCUUCUCGUUCGAGUCCUGCUCUGCGGUCGGUCGUCCGUCAGCAAGCCGAUCUCCCCUGCUUUGAUUUGUCACUCAUCUCCCCCGAGGAACUCGAGAACCUGAUUGAACUUGAUUGACUGACGCUGUCUCUUUCGGCAGCAAGGACCUAAGUGUGCUGGUUGCAUCACCAGAGACAGAGAGGAAACUACCUUUGACGCGACAUGACAUCACUGGUACGCUUUUCACUAUUGCACUAAAUGGAGUUUCGACUUUACGGAGAGUCAGUUCUGUUACUGUGUUGUUACUGUGAGGGAGAGGCCCCCCGUCGCAUUUCCUGAAACAGAAAAUCUGGAGUUGCGUUUCUCUCCUGUCGUCCACUGUUUUGAGAACCUGUGCAAUGCAUGACCCAGCUGAAUGCAAUAUCUACUGUACACCUGUGGCCCCCCCCCCUUUUUUUUGCUCCUUCAAGGUCUGCCCACUUCGGGACUGACGGAAAGACUGAUCGAGUACAGAGCGGAUGCAGAAUACGAGAGUUAUUCCCUACGCUGCCCCGUCGCUCUGUUUAUAUUCCGUGUCAGUGAACCAGCUUGCCCUUCCAGCUGCUGGCGUGAUCCUUGGUGGACUAAUAAUGCCCUUAAAUGUGCGGCACACACUACUCCGUGGCUAGUUGUAGCAUCGUUAGCGAGCGUGCACUCUGUAUAUUUGUCACUGUCCGACACUGUAACACUUUGACCCCUAUUAUGUGUUCACAUGCCAAGAGGAUGGUGCAUGUAUACGCGCAGAUAUUUUGUCAAGUCUGUAUAGUGUUAAUAGUUAGACACACAACCAUAGUUAGCAUAUGUUUGUGUGUGGUUUGUAGUUACUUUUAACCCGUAAAGGGAAUGCUGACAUUCAGCACUCUUUGUGGAUGUUCAAAACAAAACUUGUGCUACUACUGAAGUUGAACACUUCCCCGUCGUCAGCUCUUUCUGUGACUCUCCCCUUGUUCCCCCGCCGUACAAAUGUCUUUUCCUAUUUAUAUCCGAUCAGCUACGAAUCACUCAUUUGACUUAGGUUUUAUAUCGAUGUUUGUCCUCUGAACUCAAACUGCCAUGCAUGCAUUGUCUGUGUACUGUAUGGAGUGUUGGAAAUAAUAUUUAUUAGUCUAAAAGAUGUGUUUGUAUGAGGUGCAAAAGGGAGCUUUAAGCUCACGCGGGUAUGUCCCCCCCCCCCCACUCUGUGGGAGAAUGUGCGUGUGCAUGCCAAACAUGAAAUUGCACAUUUUUAAAGCUUUUUAGAUAAAGACUAGUUGUUUUUUGUUCCAUCUUGUAAAUACUUUUACAGCCUUUGUGAAGUUGUUUUUUUGAGUUGAUGCUCUGUACAAGUCGGUGUCAAAGUAAAGACAUGUCAACCAUU